AGCCCUCUGGUGGAAAUUUGCAGCAAACUUAAUCGAUUCUUCGAACAAUUGACAUCCGGACAGGAAAAAAUUACUGUGUGCAGAAAAAAGAGUCUUCUCGGGGAGAUUUUUACGAGAUUCUUGUGUUUUUCCUGCGAAUGAGGGUGCUGUGUGGACAAAGUGACUGCCCCCAAUUGCUGUCAGGAGCUGUCGAAGGUGCAAGUUGUGUUGUUCUCCCAUUUCGACGCCCCUUUUGGGCCAACUGACUCACCUGGGCGACUUAUUCCGGUGCCCAGCAUCCUCUGGGGACGCAGUUUCUGAGCUAGAGCAUUUGUGAGCUGUGCGAGAAAACAUGUCGUGCAAUUCGUCUGGGGAGUCAGAGGCAAAGAAGCCCUGCAAGGGCAUUCUAAAGACAUCCAGCAGCUUCGACAAACAUUCCGUCACAGCAAUGCAUAGGAAGAGUGCAAAAUUCGAUGAACUUAAUGUUCUGCAGACGUACCAUCCGCCAGACAAGGACUAUGGUCACAUGAAGAUUGAGGAACCCAAGACACCCUACAACUACAUGGAUAACAGCAUCCAUGGGCUGGACCAGCUGGAUGCAGAGGUACUGGCUGAGAAACUCCAAGUUGCUGCCAGUGCCAGGACUUCCUCAUUCUCCAGCGAAGAUGACUCAGAUGAGGAUACAGAGCCAGAAACUGAAGAGCAAAAAGCAAAACGACUAGAAUUUGAGAAACGACGAAAAGCUCACUACAAAGAGUUUGAAGCUGUGAAGUUAGCCAGGAAGCUGAUAGAAGAGGAAGAAGAUGAAGAUGAAGAUGACGAUGGGGAUAAAAAAUGUUCAGAUGGUGACAAUAAUGUGACAGAUCAAACUAUGGAACCCGAAGCUGGUGGUUCUACAUCAACUGCUUCCUUGAAAAAUACCACAAUUCCCUAAAAAAAAAGAAACAAUUUUUACCAAUAAAAAUUAGCCGUGAGAGUAUAAAAUAAUAAAAAAAGAAAAAAAAACUCAAUUUAGGCAACAAAUAUUUCUAACUUAUUUUUAUCAAUUAAUUUAAUGAAGUGAAUAUUUAACAGAGAUAUUUUCUUUUAAGUAAUAAAGUAUAUACAAUUGUAGUUUGAUUUUUUUUGACGUAUGAAGCAAUUUCUCUUCGUGCCAGAAAAUAUCAAGGAUAUUUGUGAGAUUUUACCAAUUUUAAAAAAAAGCAAGUCCUUUUUUAUGCAAAUAUUCAGUUUUUUUCUCUGUAUUCCAGAGUGUGAACACAGCUUCCUCAAAAAGAAAUAAAAAUAUAUAUCAUACACGAAAUAAAAAAAAAUCUACAAUGUUGUGAAAUAUUCCUUUUCAAUAGAGGAAUAAUAAAAAAAAAUAAUUAUAAAAUAUUUUUGUAGGUGAUUCUUAUGCUUGCAAAAUGGGUUUUUUAACAUAGCGAUAAGUUUUUCUCAAUCAAUUUUUGCAAGGAAUUUUUCUUAAAAUAAUUGUUUUUCCUCAUCGAAAAAGAUGAAUUAAAAAAAAAAAUACUGAAGACAAGAAAUGUGGAUGAAAAAAAGGCAAUCUAAAUAUUAAGAAAAAAUAUAUUGUUGGAACAAAAAGAAACAUUUUAAUCAAAUGCUUUUAGAUACAGAUUUAGCCAGAAGCUUGUAAUUUUUAUUGUUAAAUUAAGGAUUAUGAAUGGUGGAUAGAGAAAAACACGGAGAAUUGAUUUGUGAAAAGAGAUUGCUGUAAAUAAUAAAACUGAUAUGAAAUGAA
Messenger RNA from Phlebotomus papatasi, 1723 nucleotides. RefSeq names its product protein phosphatase inhibitor 2 (gene I-2). The record is from RefSeq and is a predicted model, not a curated record. NCBI's taxonomy places the organism in Eukaryota, Metazoa, Arthropoda, Insecta, Diptera, Psychodidae. Gene Ontology annotation, biological process: regulation of signal transduction. Bases 332 to 913 code for a protein of 193 amino acids. Gene Ontology annotation, molecular function: protein phosphatase inhibitor activity. The transcript is spliced from 3 exons.